AAAAAAAUUUAGUGAAAAUCUUGAUUCAAACGUCUAUAUAAACCGCCCGUUUCUCGCAUUUCUUCCCCUCUUCUUCUGUGGGCUGUUUUUGUAUUGCCUUCUCUAAUGGCGACUUUCUCCCCGCCGAAACCUUCCAUCAUAAACUCCCGUUUUUCCGGUAACCCAUCUGAGUUAUCAACCAAGCAACUCAGUCUGAUCAAGUUUCCGAGGGCUCAUUCUGUAUUUCAAUCGGGAAUUUUGAGGAACAAAUGGGGGAAUCACAUGGGAUUUCAUCGAGUUCGAGUAGGCGGAGGGAGUAGAGGGUUGGCGGUGGUCCGGUGCACGGCGGAGGGGAUAGAAAGAAGCAUUUCAUUUGGGAAGAGAUCAAUCGGAUCCGCCGCCGCGGAAGAACGAGGCAUCGGUGGUGGAGUCGGAAUCGGGUUGCCGGAGAGGUUUAAAGUGGUUGCAUUAACCGCUUUCGUCAUGUGUCUUUGUAAUGCUGAUAGAGUGGUUAUGUCGGUCGCGAUUGUUCCUCUUGCUGCUAAAUAUGGCUGGUCUAAUUCAUUUCUCGGCAUCGUUCAGUCAUCGUUUCUAUGGGGGUACAUAUUCUCAUCGGUGGUUGGAGGAGCAUUGGUGGACAGAUAUGGAGGAAAGCGAGUGAUGGCAUGGGGAGUGGCCCUUUGGUCGCUUGCCACUCUUCUUACUCCAUUGGCGGCCAACCACUCAACAACCAGUCUCUUGGCUGUUCGUGCUUUCUUUGGACUUGCUGAAGGUGUCGCUAUGCCAUCAAUGAGUACCCUCUUGUCGAGGUGGUUCCCCAGCCAUGAACGAGCUAGUGCAGUGGGGAUGUCAAUGGCUGGCUUUCAUCUUGGCAAUGUUGUAGGAUUGCUAUUAACUCCCAUCAUGCUGUCCUCCAUUGGUGUCACUGGCCCCUUCUUGUUAUUCUCAUCACUUGGGCUUGUCUGGUUGAUGUCAUGGAUUCCAGGCGUCACAAACAACCCCAGACAGAGUCAAAACAUCAGCACAUCGGAGCUGCGGUUAAUCGAAGCUGGAAAAGCUGAUUCUUCUCCUCAAAAUGUCAAACACCUACCUCUUAGCCGCCUUCUCUCCAAGUUACCAACAUGGGCUAUCAUAUUCGCCAAUAUGACUAACAAUUGGGGAUAUUUUGUUCUUCUCUCGUGGAUGCCAGUAUAUUUCAAGACCGUGUUUAAUGUGAACUUGAAGCAAGCAGCAUGGUUUAGCGCCAUUCCAUGGGGAACAAUGGCAGUGUCUGGCUACUUUGCAGGCACGACAUCGGACGCUCUAAUCAAAGCACGCUACCCCGUGACAUUAGUCCGGAAGAUCAUGCAGUCGAUUGGUUUUAUUGGACCUGGAUUAGCAUUACUUUGUUUGAACUUUGCGACCACACCAACCAUUGCAGCAGUUUUGAUGACAGUAGCAUUGAGCUUGAGCUCAUUCAGCCAAGCGGGGUUUCUCCUAAAUAUGCAAGACAUAGCACCUCAACAUGCAGGCUUUCUCCACGGGAUUUCGAACUCGGCAGGAACAUUAGCAGCGAUUGUGAGCACGAUUGGAACAGGGUAUUUCGUACAGUGGCUUGGCUCAUUCCAGGCGUUCUUGACUGUUACAGCCACGAUUUACUUCAUGGCAGCCAUUUUCUGGAAUCUGUUUGCUACAGGGGAGCAAGUCUUUUAGCUCUGCUGAAGCCUGUGUGGAAUGGGAAGAGAGGAGAUGAACAUGGAAUCGGAUGGAUGGAGACGAACAUGCAAACCAUCGUAUAGUUCAUCAACCAAAAUUAAGAUACACGUGUAGUAUAAACGGUUUAGUUUUAA
Molecule: messenger RNA, 1808 nt
Organism: Cucurbita pepo subsp. pepo (vegetable marrow)
Lineage: Eukaryota; Viridiplantae; Streptophyta; Magnoliopsida; Cucurbitales; Cucurbitaceae
Gene: PHT4;2
Product: phosphate transporter 4;2
Biological process (GO): transmembrane transport
Cellular component (GO): plastid
Molecular function (GO): phosphate transmembrane transporter activity
Source: RefSeq, a predicted model, not a curated record